This is a messenger RNA of Diospyros lotus (date-plum), 1161 nucleotides long. Its product is annotated as aquaporin PIP2-7. Gene Ontology annotation, cellular component: plasma membrane. The record is from RefSeq and is a predicted model, not a curated record. The transcript has 4 exons. Bases 104 to 961 code for a protein of 285 amino acids. Gene Ontology annotation, biological process: transmembrane transport. Gene Ontology annotation, molecular function: water channel activity. Lineage: Eukaryota; Viridiplantae; Streptophyta; Magnoliopsida; Ericales; Ebenaceae.
CUUACUCCUCAUUCAUUCAACACCAAAUAUACUCUAAUCUCUCUCUCUCUCACACACUCUCACUCAGUGAGUUAGUAAUUAAUUAGUAGCAGAUUGAUUAAUCAUGGGGAAGGACGUGGAGGUGGCGGAGCAAGGCGAGUUCUCGGCAAAGGACUACCACGACCCUCCGCCGGCGCCGCUGGUGGACACGGAGGAGCUGACCAAGUGGUCCUUCUACAGAGCUCUCAUCGCAGAGUUCAUCGCCACCCUUCUCUUCCUCUACAUCACCGUACUGACCGUGAUCGGCUACAAGAGCCAGACUGACCCCGCCAAGAAAGCAGACCCCUGCUCUGGCGUCGGCAUCCUCGGCAUCGCCUGGGCUUUCGGCGGCAUGAUCUUCAUCCUCGUCUACUGCACCGCCGGCAUCUCCGGAGGGCACAUAAACCCGGCGGUGACUUUCGGGCUGUUCUUGGCGAGGAAGGUGUCGCUGAUCAGAGCGGUGAUGUACAUGGUAGCACAGUGCUUGGGUGCGAUCUGUGGCGUGGGAUUGGUGAAGGGGUUCCAGAAAUCGUAUUACAACAGGUACGGCGGCGGCGCCAAUGAGGUGGCGUCAGGCUACAACAAGGGCACGGCUCUAGGAGCUGAGAUCAUCGGCACCUUCGUUCUGGUCUACACUGUCUUCUCUGCCACUGAUCCCAAGAGGAACGCAAGAGACUCGCAUGUUCCUGUAUUGGCUCCGCUGCCCAUCGGAUUUGCAGUGUUCAUGGUUCAUCUGGCCACCAUCCCAAUCACAGGGACAGGCAUCAACCCUGCUAGGAGCUUUGGAGCUGCAGUUAUUUACAACGAAGACAAGGCCUGGGAUGACCAGUGGAUCUUCUGGGUUGGACCAUUCGUUGGGGCUGCCAUUGCUGCAUUCUACCACCAGUACAUUCUCAGGGCUGCAGCCAUCAAGGCUUUGGGAUCUUUCAGGAGCACUGCCUAAGAUUAGAUUUAUCUCAAAUUCUCUUCUUUCUUUUUUCUUUUUAAUUAAUCUUAAUUUGCUUUGCAUUGCAUGCAUGUACUUAUAUCUGGUGUUCUCCAUUUUCCUAUUUCCUUUUUAUUUCUCCUGAUCGAUCCUUUUUGUGUAUUCUUGGCGUCUACUUGAAUCAAAGUAUAUGGGCAGUGUAAUUCCUUGUUCUCAAA